Molecule: messenger RNA, 9343 nt
Organism: Oncorhynchus keta (chum salmon)
Lineage: Eukaryota; Metazoa; Chordata; Actinopteri; Salmoniformes; Salmonidae
Product: calpain-5-like
Exons: 14
Coding region: 339-2267 (642 amino acids)
Biological process (GO): proteolysis
Cellular component (GO): cytoplasm
Molecular function (GO): calcium-dependent cysteine-type endopeptidase activity
Source: RefSeq, a predicted model, not a curated record
UCAUCGCACGGGAAAUAAUGUACAGUAUCGUAUUUAAGUGUGUGUGUGUGGGGAGACACCGACGCCGCACAUGCUCAGUCCGCAGCUCCGCCUGCUGCUCCUCGUAGGCUCCUCCCUGGCGUGCGCGAGAGGAGACCGAGAACGCAAGCGGUUCAGAGGGGGGGUGCGUCGCGCAGGCAGGACCGAGGAGGAAUCACCACAGCCCCGGCCGGGACUGCCAGACCCGACCCGCUGGAUCCCUGGAGGAACGGAGAGAACACGUCGCCCAAGGGAGAGGAGCUCUCUUCAGGUCUAUGUGAAACCAUAUACUGGAUGAAAGCGCUCUCUCAUGCUGUAGGAUGUUCUCGUCUGUGAAGGCCUUCGAGGGGCAGCAGUACUCCACCCUGAAGAGGCAGUGCCUUGCCAGCGGCCUGCUGUUCGAGGACCUGCGCUUCCCCGCAGUGGAUGACACCCUCUUUUACCAGGGCAACAGGAUCGGACGUGUGCACUGGAAGAGACCCCGGGAGCUCUGUGAGGACCCUCACCUGUUUGUGGAUGGGAUCAGUGCGCACGACCUGCACCAGGGCCAGCUGGGAAACUGCUGGUUUGUGGCAGCGUGCUCCAGCCUGGCCUCCAGAGAGUCCCUGUGGUCUAAAGUCAUCCCAGACUGGAAGGAGCAGGAGUGGGACACAGAGACGCCUGAGUCAUAUGCCGGAAUCUUCCACUUCCGCUUCUGGCGCUUUGGCGAGUGGGUGGACGUGGUGAUUGACGACCGGCUGCCCACGGUGGACAACCAGCUGGUCUACUGCCACUCAGAUGACAGUAACGAGUUCUGGAGCGCACUGGUGGAGAAGGCCUAUGCGAAAGUAUACGGCUGCUACGAGGCCCUGGACGGUGGGAAUACGGCGGAUGCACUGGUGGACUUCACAGGGGGUGUGUCGGAGCCUAUGGACCUGCUGGAGGGCCAGAUGGCCACGGACGAGGUGGCCCGCAACCAGCUGUUUGAGAGGGUACUGAAGGUCCACAACCGGGAUGGCCUCAUCAGCUGUUCCAUCCGGGCAACCACUGUGGAGGACAUGGAGGCGCGGCUGGACUGCGGCCUGGUUAAAGGUCACGCAUACGCGGUGACGGAUGUGAAGAAGGUGCGUCUGGGCCAGGGCCUGCUGGCCUUCUUCAAGUCAGAGAAGCUCAACAUGAUCCGCAUGAGGAACCCAUGGGGAGAGAAGGAGUGGAGCGGGCCCUGGAGUGACAGCUCAGAUGAGUGGAAGAAGGUGAGCAAGAGUGAGAGAGAGAAGCUGGGUGUCACCGUGCAGGACGACGGAGAGUUUUGGAUGACGUUUGAUGACUUCUGCCAGUACUUCACAGACCUGAUCCUGUGCCGCCUCAUCAACACCUCCUACCUGAGCAUCCACAAGACCUGGGAGGAGGAGGUGAUGAGGGGCUCAUGGGUCCCCCGCCAAGAUCCCCUGAGGAACCGCUCUGGGGGCUGCAUCAACCACAAGGCUACCUUCCUGCAGAACCCACAGUUUGUGUUUGAUGUGAAGAAGGUAGAGGACGAGGUGUUGAUCGCCCUGCAGCAGAAGGAGAGGAGAGCCACCACCAAAGAGGGCAAAGGAGAUAACCUGGCCAUAGGCUUUGACAUUCACCGGGUGGAACUGAACAGAAAGUACCGCAUGCACAUGUCCCAGCAGAAGGUGGCGGGCUCCAUCUACAUCAACUCGCGCUGCGUCUUCCUCAGGAAGGAGCUCAAAGAGGGUCGCUACGUCAUCAUCCCCACGACUUUUGACCCCAGGCAGCAGGGUGACUUCCUGUUGCGGGUCUUCACCGACGUGCCUUCAGACUGCAAAGAGUUGAACCUAGACGAGCCCCCCCAGACGUGUUGGACGGGCAUGUGUGGUUACCCCCAGCUGGUAACCCAGGUCCACGUUCUGAGUGCAGAGGGACUCCAGGGCCAGGACUCUAAUGGGGCCUCUGACCCGUACGUCAUCAUCACCUGUGAGGGGGAGCGGGUGCGCUCACCGGUGCACAAGGACACACGGAGCCCCAACUUCGACGUCAAAGGCCUGUUCUACCGCAAGAAGCCCAAGGAAGGCAUCCACAUUGAGAUCUACAAUAAAAAUGUGAUUGUGGAUACCUUCCUGGGUCAGGUGACCCUGUCCAGUGACCCGAACGACCGGCAGGUGCAGCACACGCUCCACCUGCGCGACAAGGGCAAUCACCAAGACAACGACCUCCCAGGCACAGUCACCGUGCGCCUCAUCACCUGCACCACACUCAUCAACAUAUGACGUCCCUUCCGUCUCCACUCUCGCCAUGGAAUGUCGGAGCUUUACCUUUGACCUUUGUCAUCAUGGCAACCUUUUGCCUCCCCCUCCCCUCCCCACCACUAAACCAAGCAUGGCAAUUAACCUGUUAACCCUGGGAUCUAGCUCCACCUGACCCAGGGCUCCCCUAAACAUAUACAGACACAGCUUGGUGUCUUUUUUUCUCUUUCUCUUUCUCUUUCUCUUUCUCUUUCUCUUUCUCUUUCUCUCUCACUUUCUCUUUCUCUUUCUCUCUCUCUCGCUCUCGCUCUCUCCCCCCUCUCUCUCUCUCUCUCUCUCACACACACACACACACACACACACACACACACACACACACACACACACACACACACACACACACACACACACACACACACACACACACACACACACACACACACACACACACACACACACACACACACACACACACACACACACACAGGCCGUGUCUGAAUACUUGUACUUUCAUUCUAAAUAGUAGGUAAAUAGUAGUAGUAUGCGAAAAUAGAAAGUUUCAUAGUAUUUGACAAACAGUAUGCUUUAAAACUUAGUGUGCUUUAAUUGCCAGGAUGCCAUACUGAUUUCAUUUUUUCAUCUAGUAUAAUUUGCUGCACACUAUUGAGGCAGAGAAGCAUAAUUUCAGACCCACGUGUGAUUGACAACAGCUGAUAAUAAUCUAUUCAUCAGAAAAGAGGACGGGCUGUACCAAAAUGAACGAAUAGCGGGAACUAACUGAUUAGGUGACGCAUUCUCAGUGUGGGUGAGUCUAGUAUGCUGAUAUGUUCCUUACUGCAUACAUAUACUAAACAGUACAUUCUUAAUAGUAUGUAGCAUGAUUAGCACACAGUAUUUAGUUUUAGUAAGUAGUAGACAAGACUGAUUUCAGAAACAACCACACACUCCUAUCUCUCUACAUGCCUUCAACUCUCCCACACACACACACAUACCUUUUAACAUGCGCCUGCACUCCCCAGUGUCACUAAGGGCUAUGCAUCGCCUUAAGGCUGAGUGGGUCUCUUUAGGACCCUGUGUCUUUUUAGGACCAGCCAUAUGUCGGGUGGGAGGGGGUCAUGGUAUUGGGUGGUAUACUGGGACCCCUCUAUCCAUCCUAUUCGCUGAGUGUUUUUUACUCUGUCUCUUGACUGAUGUCGCAGCCCCAUUGUAGUCCCAGAAAGACCAUAUUAUCAGCCGUUACUGUUUCUUCCAUCAGUGACUGGGUGUCAUUUGGGAUGCAACCUCUGUCUAUCAUCCACUUUCUAUAGUCCCCACAAAACAAGCCAACUACCAAGAAAGUGACGCCAAAAGCACCGAUGACCUCCCGUGUGGGGGCUGCUGGUGUUUAUGUGAGUGUAGCCUUGCCUCCUCCCCCUUCCAUCCCAUCCAUCCCCCUUUCCUCCUCCCACUCCCCUCGGACUACGCUUCUGCCGGUUGCCAUGGACGAUAUCGAGUUUAGCAUGGCUAAAAAAGACUGCCUGCAUUACACACACACACACACACACACACACACACACACACACACACACACACACACACACACACACACACACACACACACACACACACACACACACACACACACACACACACACACACACAUAGCUUAGCUGUGGAGCUCCGCCUGCCAUAAUCAAGUGCUUUACGGGACCAAAGACAGAUCAGGCUUUUCCUUCUCUCUCUCUCUCUUGCCGGCGCCAGUCGCCACUGUGCCACGUCAACCGGUCUUCUCUAUGGCAACGCCACUGCCUGACACUUCCUGAGUCCAGGGACUCCUGUCAUGUGACCUGGGCUUUCAACUUGUGGGCCUUUGAAUCAUGUGACCCAAGAAACAGUAGCUGUCGUCCCUCUGUCUGCGUAAAUCAGUUGUGUGUGUGUGUGUGUGUGUGUGUGUGUGUGUGUGGGGGGUGAGUGUGGGUUGGGUGUGCAUGUUUGCGAACAUACAUUUAUACGUGUGUUAUGUCUGUGCCUUUGGACACAUCAUGCACCUCACUUAGUUCUGACGGGCUCACGGGCUUGGCUGGAUAUAGGGAUGAGUGGAAGAAGAGAGAGAGCGAAGGACGGAGAGAAGAGCGGGAGGAACUCCGUCUGUCGACUCCUGCCAAAAACAACCUGUGCCAUAGCCUUGGUCCUGGCUCUGACUCUGUUAUGAUUCUAUACUGUUCCAGAAAGAAACACAGACAUUUUGGAUUAGCAUCACUGUAAACUCAGUGCUAUUUGAAAUGGUAGUUUGAAAAGUGUGGCUUUUUGUCUUGCCAAGACUGAGAGAGACUAUGUCUUCAUACAGAACCAUCACUGGUACAAACAGUUAGCAUAUCUUCUCAUGUAGGUCAUGUCACGCUCUUUUGACCUGCUUUCCACAGGCUAAUUAUCUCAAUCUUUGACAGUGGCAAGCGUUGGAGAUAAAAGAGAUGCGCUAUGUUGUCAUGUUGAGUAUCUUUUCAAAAGUGUUAUAUGAUUGCAGAGACUUUUGGAGAACAGGAUCUGAUAGUAUGUCUGUGUACGUCUUUUGAAAAUAAUUUAUUGUUUACAGCAUCGUCGAGAGGAUCAGUCAAGAAACAACGACAGAUCAGUUGUGAAUCAUUCCCAAGACAUUUAUUUUUUGAAUGUAAUGCGGAGAGCAUCGACCAAUCUCUCUGUUUAUCAAACCAUCAAGCCCUUUUACUUGUUUACUUGUGUGAUUUCCAGCGCCUUUUUUUCAUUACUUGAACAACAAUGGCAUUUGUACAUUUUUCAAAACUUUUAUUGUCACAUUUGUUUAAUUAUACUGAACAAAAAUAUAAACGCAAAAUGCAAUAAUUUCAACGGUUUUACUGAGUUACAGUUCAUAUAAGGAAAUCAGUCAACUGAAAUCAUUGGAGUCUGGUGGCGGGAGCUAUACGAGGACGGACACAUUGAAAUGGAAUGAAUGAAAUGGAGUCAAACAUGUUGUUUCCAUAUGUUUGAUGUGUUUGAUACUGUUCCAUUUAUUCUAUAGGAGCCCGUCCUCCUAUAGCUCCUCCCACCAGCCUCCACUAAUUUAAAUACAUUAAUUAGGCCCUAAUCUAUGGAGUUCACAUCUUUGCAGGGACGCAGCCAUUGGUGCGCCUGGGAGGGCAUAGGCCCAUCCACUUAGGAGCCAGGCCCACCCACUGGGGAGUCCACAAAAGGGCUUUAUUACAGACAGAAAUACUCCUCAGUUUCAUCAGCUGUCUGGGUGACUGGUCUCAGACGAUCUCGCAGGUGAAGAAGCCAGGAGGUCCUGGGCUGGUGUACACGUGGUCUGUGGUUGUGUUGCAGGUUGGACGUACUGCCAAAUUCUCUAAAACGAUAUUGGAGGAGGCUUAUGGUUGAGAAAUUAAUAUUAAAUUAUCUGGCAACAUCUCUAGGGAACAUUCCUGCAGUCAGCAUACCAAUUGUACGCUCCCUUAAAACUUGAGACAUCUGUGGCAUUGUGUUGUGUGACAAAACUUCACAUUUUAGAGUGGCCUUUUAUUGUCCCAAGCACACGUUUCACCUGUGUAAUGAUCAUGCUGUUUAAUCAGCUUCUUGAUAUGCCACACCUGUCAAGUGGAUGGAUUAUCUGGGCAAAGGAGAAAUGCUCACUAUCAGGGAUGUAAACAAAUUUGUGCACACAAUUUGAGAGAAAUAAGCUUGGAACAUUUCUGGGAUCUUUUAUUUCAGCUCAUGAAACAUGGGAGCAACACUUUACAUGUUACGUUUAUAUUUGUAUUCAGUAUAAUGAAUGUGUCUUAGAUUGUUUUUAAUCAUAUGUCUUUAAUCAUAUGUCUUUAAUCAUAUGUCCGUGUCCUUGUAUUGUUCUUCUAUUGUUACUAUUCCAUACUUCUUUAUUCUUUCUUUCUUCAAUGUGGGAAACAAACGGUAUUGUAAGAAUCAGCAUGUUUACACUAUUGCACAUCAUAUCAGAAUCAUAUCAAGAGGUUUGAAAUGGUCCCUUUACAGGUACUAAUCAGUGACACCCACCAUUCAUGAUGAUAUAAGCUUUUAGUAUUAAUGAUCAUUUGUAAAUUUCAAAUGACGAAAGCGCUAUUUAAAUGCUGUGUGACAUAUGUCCUUCUAUUGUGUUGAGUUGCAGACUAAGGCAGAUAGACAGGUGGUUGUUUAAAAAACAUUGGGUAGUGGUAUGAUAGAUGGUUUUCGCUAAUGGUUUAAUUACAUUUGACAGGUAUAAUACUUUAUUACUUGUUAUAAGCGCUAUGAAUCUUUUAGUUUAUAAUUUCUUGUUAUAUAAGGCUUAAAAUAGAUUAUGUCUCUAUGAAGGACAUUUUCAAGUUACUCAUAUUGACUGUAAUUUAUUCAGGAUAAUUUUGAGAUGAUAAUAACAAGACAUUAUAGAUGCUUAUGACAAGUGUUAUAAAGCAUGACGAGGCUGUAUGGAAGUUGAAUUUCUUAUUGUUUCCCUCAAAGUUUGGCUUUAUUGUUAGCAAUCAAUCAAUAGAUAAUCAAUUUUAAUGAUAUCACAAUCCAUUUCUUAACUCAUGAAACCAAACACCCCUUCAUUUUAGGCUAAAAAUAUGCUUUCCCUCAUGGGUGUGGGAGUGGUGUGCUCCUCUCGGUCUGAUGAGGUCAUUUCUGGGCAAUAUUUCUUCCAUUUAGGGGAUGCUUUUAGACUCAAGAUCCCCCCUAGAGGUCAACGUUCUGUACAGUCUCUUUAAGUAAUGUAUUACAGAGAGUCUAAUGCUAUGGACGGUAUAUCAUGGUAGAGAGAGGUAGAGGUAACAGUGAUAGAGUGCCAUAGAGCAGAUGCAGGUGUGGCAGGGUUAAAAGACAUUGUGCCAAGCCAAGUAGAUUAGUCUUUCAUGGUAGGGGAAGGAGAGGUUUUCGUGCCAAAAGGGGAAUGGUUAGUUGGCUGUUGCCACGAUGUGGCAACGUGUGCCCAUUCAGCCAGACUGGCACUCGGUUCUACUCAAAUCAGGGGCACCAGUGGUGGGCAAGUUGGCAGCAGCAGCCAUUUUGGUUAUUUGUAAAACUCAGUUUCACAACAUUGUUGUGCACCCCACAUACAAACAAUGUCUGAAGUUGGCUAAUUAACCCAAGUCCCUAUCAUCAGCUAAUGCUGUAUUGCAAGUUCUGUUCUGACCAUAUCUGAACCAUUUCAGGCCUCAGGACCAAGGGGUUGUAUCACAUAGGGUAGAACAUUGCUGGUCUUUUUAACUCAUGUGUGCCACAUAUGUGCCAAAAUAGAACUGAGGAAAAAGACUGUUGUACUGUAGAGAUGUGUUUUGUUGCUUAGAGUUCUACUGUAAAUGAACUUUGUUUGCUACACUGGUGGACGUACAAGUAGCUAGUUCAACAUUGUGAGACUUUUCAGACCUUUUACUUUCCAAUAUGCUUUAUUUUGUGUCUUUGACAAAAAUGUAUGAUGUUUGUGAUCUCAUUGCAUUCUUAUCAUUUGCCAAAAGCAACAGUCACUCAAGGUACAAUUGGUAUACCCUGGGUGGGCGGAGUGUCAAUUCACUGAUCUGGUUGCCUGGUUAGCAUUGUUGUAUGGGUUUUCUGGUGGCCCAUGCCAAAUGUUUUAAGUACAAAAAACACAUCAGAACAUUCAGAACUUUGGCCAGUUUUAUAUCAAGCCAAUAACACCGACGCAUGUAGCAAACGACUUCAAAUCAGCUCACACAGUUUGAUUUUCAAAGAUAAUAUAUUUUUAUUCAAAGUGUUGUAAACAUUGUUACUACUUUGAUGCAGCUUAUGUUGCAUAAUUGCAUGUAUUUGACAGAUUCUGAACAUUUGAAUUCAGCAUUCUAAACAGUAUGUACUGUAUAUGAAAGUGGCAGCAACCAAAGUGUUUGUCCACUACUGUGACAGAUGUAGAUAUAUUGUGACGAACACGAACACCCUAUCACCGAACCCAAUAACAAUAUCACAUGUUAAGGAUAGGAUCAUUACACUACUCCUUCCAUUUCAGAAAACAUGUCCCCUUCUGCACUAUCACAAGGUCUGCGUCUUACAGGACAACGUUUCGAAGGCCAUGAGCACUAUCCCACUUCUGACACCAGUUUGAUAAACUUGGAAGUAGUGCUAAGUCCCUAGCGGGCUGUAAACUCUGAGUUUAAAGACAAGCACCCAAUCCACAAUCACAAUAGGGAUAUCCCAGUUGGGAGGGAUUGUACAAUAUAUUCCAGACAUUUAUUUCAGAGGUAAGAGCAUAAUAGUUGAGAGACAUUUAAGGCAAUAUUCCGUGACAAUACUUGUAAGAUGGAUACUUAUCUAGUUACGUUUUUAAACAAACAACGUUUCAUCAUUGUUGGACAUGGACAACCUGAAAAAUGUGAGGAAUACCGAAAACGUAUGAUUGCAGAGUCUUUGUGUGUUCACCAUUUAUUUAGAUUUAGUGUUUUUAUUAAAGCCUGUGUAAUGGCAAAACAGUACUUUAUAUGUUUCAGUUGAACACACACGUCAACAUGGUGCAAUGAUUUACAUAGGUGAGCUCGUUUAGCUAUCCUUGGAGCUGCCUUGAGCUCGUUUGCCUGCAUACUGCUGCAUGUUAAGGACAUUGGUCAUGAAACUUCAUUAACAGUUGUGCCAGGUGUUACAUCAUCUUUACGAUAGCAUAAUGUAUACUGUAUGACAUUGCUGACUCAAAUUCACCAAGACAAGUGACACCUGUGUUCUUAUCAUUGGCGGCCAUGUUUUCCAAUAUGGAGUCUGAUGCGUUUGACAAAUGAGCUUGUGAUUCUCUUGUACUUUUCUGCCAAUGUUUAUUAAUUUGAGACUAGAAUAUACUGCAUGGUGAAACUUAUAGAAGAUACUAUGGUCUUUAUAACAAGUGUCUUUUAUUAUCAAUAUUUUGUACUCUUGCUAAUUUUAUAUAUCCACUUAAACUUGUGUUCUCUACGCUUAUAUGUUUACUAAUAGCUAGACAUUGAAAGGCUGUAUCUUAUGUACUGUAUGCUUGUCUGUGUGUCUUUUUUUGUUACCGUAUGCGUUUGUUCGAUUUGAUUCUCAGUUACACUGUGGUUAUUUUAUAGUUAUUUUACAGUGAUCUGGAAAUUAUUUAUUUUCAUUUUGUAUUUUAUGUCAACUUGUGGCAUGACUUUCAAAUAAAAGAUGAAACCUUA